CGGUGCGAGCGGCGGAGCCGUUUCCUGCCCGGGACGCGGCGGAGCGGAGCGGAGGGGAGCCAUGACGCACCAGACCGGCAUCCACGGUGCGCUCUGCCAACACAGAGGAAUGGCGGUGAUGGGGUUUCUGCUGAGAUAAGAGAAGGGAAACAAAAACCUCCCUGCUCAUGGGGCCUGUGCAGUGAGCUGCUGCAGGGCUGCCUUUGAGGAGCUGAUCCCCAUCUGCGGCCUGUUCCUCCAACCUGCUGAGAGAACAGGGAGCUCUCCUUGUCCUCCAGCACGCACUUUGCCUCUCCUCUAUUCCUGACUGCAGGAUGCGUUGGUGCGGUGGCCAGAUCUGACCGUGGAGAUGUGGACUUAAAGCUGGACCCACAUCGGGUCUGGGGACCUCCCGCUGUGGGCACCGACCCACCAAAAUGCACCUGAGCUGCCUUCCCUUGGCUCUGCCACUUUGCCUCGGCUGCCACCUACCUCCAGCAACCACAGUGUAGCAUGGUGCCCUGCUGCCUCCAGGACCUGCCAGCACUGAGGACUUUCCUUGAGCUCUGGGCCCUCCCUCUGCAGCUCCCACUGCCGUGCAGCUGCUCUGGGUUUUUGUUCCAUGCAGGGCCCUCAGCCUCGGGAUCACAUCCUGGGGACACCCCUGUGUCACCCCAUGCCUCGGUGCUGCUCCCUCCUCCAUCCCUCUGCUUUUCCUUUGGAACAGGCUGGGGGCUCUCUGUUAAUAUUUCAGGCACGCAGACUGUCUCGUCAGGUCUGCUAUGCCAAUUAAGCAGUAAUCAUGCUGUAAUGAAGCAGUUGCUGAGCUCAUGCUGAAAGCCUUCACGGCUAGCAUGUUCCUCUCCCUUGGCUCUGUGCUGGAGGAAGCAGAAAGGAAUGGCACAGACACAUCAGUGAUUAUUAUUACUAUUAUUUUUAAUUUUUGGUGUUUUUUUCCAAAAUAUUUUAGCUUGAAGCUAGGAAUAUCCAAGCUGUUAUCCCCCUCCCUCCUGUUUGGGCAGCACGAUGGCAAAGCGCAACGCUCAUCAGGACCCUUUGGCUCUUGUGUUUAGGUUUCCUAGGUGUACAAACAUCUCUUUUUCUCCUCCUCUUCCGCCCUGGGAGAAACCUCUCGUAUCUUCAGCAACCACAGCAGCUGCUUGGAGGAAGCAGCCUGUCAGCAGGGGAAGGGCUAAAAAUACCCGGCAGCAGGCUGAGUGCUGCUGGAAAGCUGUGUGCCUCCAUGCUGCCGGGGGCCAUGGGAUGGGUUUGGGAGGAUGGUCCUACUCCCAUGUCGUGCUCGGGUUUGGCUCUGAGCCUGAGGGCUGCUUCUCAUCUGUGCCUUUUCUCUCUGCAGAAGAUGCCCCAGGCUGGUGGGCCCUGGGCAGCUUGAUCUGGUGGGGGGGCAAGCAGCCCAUGGCAGGGCUUGAGGCUGAGGGGCUUCACAGUCCCUUCCAGCCCUGAGCUAUGCUCUGAUUGAGAAGGCAUCAGGGAAAGAGAGAACUUCUAGACCUUUGCUCAGGACAGCUCUUGAGAUGGUGAAACACAUGCAGCUCAGAUUUAUCACAUGGGAGGAAGGAACCGGUCUGCCCAGCUGCUCUACUGGUGACCCCUCAAGCAGCAGUUCCCUGUUGUGUUUGCACUUUGGGGCUGCUGCAGGGAGCAGUGGGUUGCUUAUCUUUGCAGCACUUGUUUCUGUAUUUCUAAUAAGUGCUGGAAUGCUCUGCAGCUUUAAAGUCUCAGGAUGGGAUCUUCCAGGCGGGAUGCCCUGCACUAAGCACCCUGCCUUGGUUCUUCUUUCUUGCAGAGCAAGGCUGGAGCAGAACACAUGCAGCAGCAUGGAAGGGUCUGUCGUAGGGUGUGCACUUAUGUGCUGGGUGACUCUUACCUGCUGUGACCCUGCAGAUCCCCAUUGGCUGCAUGGCAGCAUCCAUUGGGCUCGCUGUUGAGCUGUCAUGUGGGUAUCUGCCUGCAGCCGUAGCUGAUGGCCUGCUGUUCUUUCCCAUCCAGAGGGCUCAGUGUCACGCCUGUGUCUCCACUUUGGGCUCAGUGACCUGCAGCACUGGUGCUCAGCAGCAUCCCCACCUUUCCUAACAUCUCCCAGCCACCCUGCACGCAAACCUGACUGCGCUGCAAAGUUAAUAAACUUGUCACUUGAGCUCUGCCUGCAACCAGUCAAGCCAUCAGCUAAAUUUGGGUGAUUAUGUUCACCCAGGCCAAGUAUCAGGUUAUCUGGAUCACAUGUGCUCCCAGCUGCUAUUUAACUCUGAAGCCUCUGGGAGACGCAGCACUUUACUACCCCCGAGGAGGCCAGCUGUUGGGAUUUCAUAUUAUUUUUAUUGUAACAUUUUGGCACCGGUUAUUCUUUCUCUUUUUUUUCUGGACUGUUUUUAAUUAAUAUCCUGCCAAAUCACUUAUCCCCACGGCCCGUCAGUGAGCAGCACCUGCUUUGGCCCUUCGAUCUGAUCACAAUGUUUCUGGUUCUUUCAGCCACCACGGAAUUAAGGGACUUUUUUGCCAAAGCCCGAAAUGGUUCAGUUCGGCUCAUCAAGGUGAUCAUCGAGGAAGAACAGCUCGUUUUGGGAGCGCACAAGGAGCUGGCCCGGCGCUGGGACAUGGACUAUGAUGCCUUUGUGCUACCCUUGCUGGAUGAGCAGCAGCCAUGCUAUGUGCUGUACCGCCUGGACAGCCAGAACGCCCAGGGCUACGAGUGGCUCUUCAUCUCCUGGUCCCCUGAUAACUCCCCGGUCAGGCUGAAGAUGCUGUAUGCUGCAACCAGAGCAACGGUGAAGAAAGAAUUUGGAGGGGGGCAUAUAAAGGAUGAGAUGUUUGGAACAGUUAAGGAGGAUGUGUCCCUCAGUGGGUACCAGAAGCACGUAUCGUCCUGCUCUGCGCCCGCCCCGCUGACUGCAGCUGAGCAGGAGCUCCAGCAGAUCCGCAUCAAUGAGGGUGAAGUGGCCCAGGAUUCCUGCUCACAAGACUCAAGCACGGAGAUGGUGAAGACAGAGAUCAGUGUGGAGAGCAAGCACCAGACCCUGCAGGGCCUGGCUUUUCCCCUGCAGCUGGAUGCGCAGCAGGCUAUCCAGGCACUGAAGCAGAAGAAAAUCAAUUACAUCCAGCUGAAGCUGGAUCUGGAGCGGGAGACCAUUGACCUGGUGCACACGAGCCCCACAGAGAUCACUGACCUGCCCAAGAGGAUCCCACAGGACUCUGCUCGCUACCACUUCUUCCUGUACAAGCACUCACAUGAGGGAGACUACCUGGAGUCUGUUGUGUUCAUCUACUCCAUGCCUGGGUACAAAUGCAGCAUCAAGGAGCGCAUGCUCUACUCCAGCUGCAAGAGCCGGUUGCUCGACACUGUGGAGCAGGAGUUCUGUCUGGAGAUAGCAAAGAAGAUUGAGAUCGACGACGGCGCUGAGCUGACGGCAGAGUUCCUGUAUGAUGAGGUGCACCCGAAACAGCACGCCUUCAAGCAGGCCUUUGCCAAGCCCAAAGGGCCCGUGGGGAAACGGGGACAGAAGAGGCUGAUCAAAGGGCCAGGAGAGAACGGCGAGGACAGUUAGAUCUGGAUGAGGCAGGGACGGGUGGUGAAUGGACAGCAUCCCCCUGACUUUUCCCAGCUUCCACCUCUCCGUUCCAGGCCUUUCUGCUGACCUGGGGAUCUUUCCCUCCAUCUCAGCCUUCCCCUUCCCUUCUUUUCCCUUUUUUCAUUCCUUUUUGAGCAUCAGGACGGGUUGUUUCUCCCGACGCAGAGCAGUGGGAUGGGGACAGGCUGUAGGUGUUUGUGUUUCAUUCUCCAUGUCCUUGUGCAAGCCUGGGGACAACUGGGGAAGCACGGGAGCAGCAGGACCAUGUCUCCAGCCUACUCUGGUCCCAGCUGGGACCAGAGCUUUCCCUUGGUUUACCUGUGCUGAGGGAAGGAUUCGCUCACCUACGAGCUGCUCUAUGCAAAGGAAGGAGAUGAUACCUGGUGUUGGUUUAAUAGCAGAUAACAUUAAAUGCUUCUUUCCCUCCUCCCUCUUCCUACAGCCUUUACUCAGCAGAGCCCCGCUGUGUAAGUCCUAUGGCUGCCCGAGCCUUUCCAGGCUGCAGCCCAGACCCAUCCCUGCAGGGGGGGACUUUGCUGUUGCAGCCCCAGCACCUGGCAGGAGCAUUUGUCCCUGGUGAGAGACAACCCCUUGUUCUAUCUGGAUUUGCCUUUUGGGGAGUACAGAUGCUUCUCCUUUCCCCUCUCACUCCCAGCUGUCAUACAGAGCAUCCUCGUGGCCAGGGCCCUGGACAUGCAAGCAACAGCUGCCCAGUACCUGACACUGCUGGUGGCUUCCCAUACAGCCACUCCGUGCUGCUCCCACCCAGCUCUAGGUCCCUGUGCCUCCUGGGCUGGUCUGGCUGUGAAGCCCCUUGGGUCUGAGCUGGGGCACAGGGAUGUGGCUCAAUGGACUUUGAAGCCAGUUUCUUAUGGGUAUGGGUAGAGGAAGGGCAGCACCCAGCUCUGUUUUUGUCCAGUCUUGGUGCAGGGCAAGGUCUGAGCUCCACCUGGCUUUGGAGAAAGGUUACUGUGCCUGUUGGCAAUGUUUGGAUCCUCUUUCUGAUCCACCAAGGACAGCCUUUUCCCUCGGAGGGAGGCUUUACAGCCCUGCGGCUGGGUUUGGGACAGGAGCCAGAACCCAUUCCAUGCCACCCCUGUCCCCUGUGCUGUCUGUCGUCGUACUUCAUCCUUUCCCAUUUCCUUCAUCCCCAUCCCUGUGCUUUUAUCAGCAUAGGGAUGCCUCAGUGUUUGUAGUGUGAUUGCAAGGCGGGGGCUGGCCUGACUGCUCCAUUAAUUCUGGAUGUUGUCAUCUGUGGGAUGAACCUCUGGUCCAGGCUGGCACCCAGGUGAGGAAGGGGGUGGCUGGACAUUAUUGCCCUUUGCAAGGAAAAGGGUGUGGGAAAUGGGAUAAAGCCCCGAGCCCCUGCGAAAGGCCACCCAGCUCCCACCCACGUGGGCUGCCCCAAAUCCUGGCACAAGGGAGUCUGCCCCCCAGGGAGGGCCAGCCGGGGCUCCAGUGUGCUCACAGCAUCGAGGACAUCGCUGGUCACCAAGGGCUGUCCCCAGGGCUUGAGUUUGGCAUUGUGGAUUUGGCUUUUCUUAGAGGAUUUGGGGAGGAGAGCACCUUGCUGCUGGCUACCAGCGAGGCCUGCUUCCCCCACACCCCUGGGCAGUGGUAACACCAGGGCUGCUCCCGUGCCCUUCCCCGCUCACCGGUGAAUGUGCCGAUGUUGCCUUGACCGUGUUGGGGUGCCCCAGUGAGGGGGGUGUGAAGCCUGGGGGGAGCGGAGCACACUGUACUGAAUGCUGUAUUUUCUAAAGAAUAAAGUAUUUUUAAAGCA
Molecule: messenger RNA, 5349 nt
Organism: Lagopus leucura (white-tailed ptarmigan)
Lineage: Eukaryota; Metazoa; Chordata; Aves; Galliformes; Phasianidae
Gene: TWF2
Product: twinfilin actin binding protein 2
Exons: 12
Coding region: 2451-3542 (363 amino acids)
Biological process (GO): positive regulation of neuron projection development; regulation of lamellipodium assembly; actin filament depolymerization
Cellular component (GO): myofibril; actin filament; cytoplasm
Molecular function (GO): actin filament binding; actin monomer binding
Source: RefSeq, a predicted model, not a curated record